Molecule: messenger RNA, 3359 nt
Organism: Magallana angulata
Lineage: Eukaryota; Metazoa; Mollusca; Bivalvia; Ostreida; Ostreidae
Product: M-phase phosphoprotein 8-like
Exons: 15
Coding region: 36-2468 (810 amino acids)
Biological process (GO): piRNA processing
Cellular component (GO): pi-body
Molecular function (GO): protein binding
Source: RefSeq, a predicted model, not a curated record
CUAGCUUCCUGUCAACUCACAGUGUGAAUGGGAACAUGGCGGAGAUGGAAGGUAGUACGUCUGUCGGUGAAGAAGUCUCGGCCGAUAUGGCGAUCGCUUCGCCCUCUGUCUCUGACUCUGGUGGAUCAGACAACUCGGAGAAAUCAGAGGAAGAAUUGUUUGAAGUGGAGAGGAUCGUAGGAUUGUCUAAAAUUCGGGGUAGGACGCUGUACAAAGUGAGGUGGAAGAACUACGGGCCAGCUGACGACACCUGGGAACCGGUGGACAAUCUCCAGUCCUGUCUCGACCUUGUGGAAGACUUCCAGCAGAAAAGGGAGGAAGAUAAGAAAAGGAGAGCAGAGGAAAGAAGGAAAAAGAAGGCUCAAAUGGAAGGAAAAGGCUCAACAGAUGAAGACGAUUCUUCCAGAGACAGCACCGAUGCCCCCAAACCAGUUUCCACAUUCAAAAACACAUUUUGGAAAGACCUUGAAGAAGGGAAGGUGAACUUGUUCCACACAGACAUGUACUCUAAGGUCAAAGAGGGAGGAAGGGCUUCAAGGCCAACUUGUCUCAAGGACAAACAUCAGAAUGUUAAGUCAGAGGAGUCCAAAUCCUCCAAAAAGCGAAGGACGCCAACAGUGAAAAAGGAAGCCAGGAAAAAGGAGAGGGACAAGAGAGCUCAUUGUUUAUCUUCCGAGUUUGUCACAUCCAGUGAGGAUGAAGUCGUGAACAGUGAUUAUGAAAUUGUCAAGAGUGACACAAGUACGCCCAACAAUAAACUAACACAUGAUUAUUCAGACUCCUCUAGUGAAAAUUCUGUCAGAAUGCCAGUUCUUAAAAUUAAGAAAUUGAAGAGCAGUGAAGAUAGAAGUGACAGUAACUCGGAAAAUGAAGAUGGAAGGUCAAAGGAUACUCUGAUAAAGAAAGAAAAAGUGCACAAACAUGACAGUGCAAAAAAGAUUAAAGUGAAAAAACACAAUAAAGAAGUGAGAGUGAAAUAUGAACCUGAAAACUUGAAUUCAGAUAAGUCAUUGUCUGUGAAAGUGGAAAACGGUAGAACUGAAAUAUCAGAAAAACCGGCCAGUCCUAUCAAAUCCUAUCUAUCCGGAGGAAACACCCCUCCUCGAAAAAUCUCUCCUGGAGAUUCCCCAAGUAACAAGCUUCCACAGGCCACCAGCACCCCAGAUGUUAAACAAUCUGAAAAAGAAAGUCAGGAAUCGUUUUCAGUGGGACUCAAGAGAAAGCAUGUGGGUUCGGGAUGUGAUUCUAAUUCUCAUUGCAAGGUGUCGAAAGUUCGGAGAAAUUCUGGACAGGCAUCUCGCGACAGUGGACUUGGAAGUUCUACGAGUAGUGUCAGUAGUAUUGAGAUGGAUCGGAACAGGUCAUCCGCAACUCGUAGAAAGGAAUCUUCUAAUUCUAUGGACUGCUCCCAGCCUCUGGAUGACUUGUGGAAUGGCUCCCUGUUGCCCUUGUUACCAGAGAGCACAAAGACUCAAGAAAGAGGGGCUGAUCUAAGUUUUGAUAUAGAGCUGGAUGACAUUGAUUUAGACCAGCUAGACAAAGAAACAGAUAGUGAAGCUGAUGCCCUUGUUAUUACUGAUGCGAAGUUCCAGCAGGCGGUGACAGAGGGGGAUUACCAGGCGGUGCGGCGGGCCCUCAGUAGCAGUAAACGCUACGAUGUGGAGGCGGUGGAUGACCUUGGGAUCACCCUCCUCAUGUACGCCGCCCAGAGUGGAUUUGAUGAUAUAGCAGAGUUAUUGGUCAGUAAUGGGGCAGACAUUAAUGCUCAACAGAAAAACGGCACAACGUCACUGAUGCUAGCAUGUGAACAUGCCUAUAUAUGUACAGUUGCUUUACUAGUUGAGUUGGGUGCCAAAAUAAAUGUUCAACAAGAUACCGGUGAAACUGCUUUGAUGAAGGCUGUAAAACGAGGCCACAAGCAGAUUGUGAAGUUUCUUCUGGAGUACGGUGCUAAUUUCUCAGCCCAAAAUAACUCGGGAUUCUCAGCUCUGACCUACGCCAAAAUGUUACGUCUUACGGAGAUAGAAGAUAUUAUUACAGAGUUUAUUACGAGACUGACAAAGGAGUUUGACAAACAAGUAGCAGUCACCCUGAACAAUACUGCCCAGAUCUCCAGCAGUCUUUUUCCAAUGCAGGUGUUUCCACUGUGUGAAUCCAGCAAAUUUGUCAUUAACUUCAAACAUGAGAUGCAACCAAACACACCAGGUGUGGGGUAUCUCCUAUUCAUUGCUCAUGCCAGAAUUACAGCUACAGACUGCAAGUGCCGAUUCUAUGGACCAUGUGCGGUCAACUCGGCCACCCUCAAUGGAGUCCCCCAACCUCCUCUCACUGAGGAGGCUAAUUUUGUAUUGUCUUGCUGUCCUCUGCAAAAUGGCAGAAAUGAGAUUGUCAUUAACACUGUCAAGGCAUCAACUUCUAAGGCUAAGUUGGUAAUAUGUGCUUAUAAAGCACAGCUGAUUGAUGGUUAAGAAACUGCUCCAAAAAAUCCCAGUGAUCUCAAGUUUGCCAAAGUUACGAUGGUACUCCACUCCAAGAUCUCAGCCCUCCACUCCAUCACCAUAGCUACAUCCAGUGCCAUGGAUACGAUGUUGUCAUAGUAACAGUACAUCAAUCCACCAUGUUCAUCUCUAUACUACCAGGGCAUUGAAUGAUUCACAAACACUGAGAGGAUAGUGCAAAUUGAAAAAAAAUCACUGUAUCAGAUUUAUGUGUACAGCUUUUUGAGACAAUGUGUUAUAUUGGUUUAUUUUGUUUGGACAGAGCUGAGUCAGCCAUUGUUUUUCACUAGUCCCUCUCCCUGUGUGGUAUGUAAGCUCACAUCUCAGAGAAAUAUUCAUUGUUUGAUGCUCCUAGAAUUUUUCUUGGCCCCCACUGGGCAUUUCUUUGUGUAGCUGUUAAUAGUCUCGAGAGAAAGGUGAAGGAAGAUGUAAAUCAGUAGUCGGGCCCGUGUGUUAGUGCUAUUAAGUGAACAGUGUUAGUUCAAGGGAGAUAAAUCGUUUUAGAAGACUGUGCGAUUGUUAUAUAUGUACAUGGUUGUGAUUGGGAAAAAAAUGUUUAAAGUUAUUCUGGUGAAUGAUUGAGGGAGUCUAUUAAGUGUUUGUGAGGAGAGUGAGAGCACUUACUCGUUUUUUAAACAUUUCUAGUAGAAUCGGCAGCUUUACUUUUCUCUAUAUACCCCUUUAUUUUCUUUUGUGUAAUGUUUAUCUGAUGAGGGAAGUUAGCUUUAUACCUUGUUUAAUCUUUUAAACAAAUUGUGUUGGAGACGGUUUUAAUGAAUUUGUUUAUAUGUAGGGAAAAAAAACUACUUUGAGAUUUAGAAUUUCAGACAAUUUGAAUCUGCGAUAAAUUUUAUCAGCUGA